Oryzias melastigma (Indian medaka) is the source of this 2390-nucleotide messenger RNA. RefSeq names its product transmembrane protein 198. The coding region runs from base 645 to 1673 and encodes 342 amino acids. Gene Ontology annotation, cellular component: plasma membrane. The transcript has 5 exons. Lineage: Eukaryota; Metazoa; Chordata; Actinopteri; Beloniformes; Adrianichthyidae. The record is from RefSeq and is a predicted model, not a curated record.
CGGCCCUUCUGCCACUCCCCCCUCCCCUCUGGGCUUCCAACCGCUCAGCUGCCGACGUUGGAUGGAGAUAGCCGGGAAGGGAGGGUUUACAUACUGGGGCGGGGGAGAGAAGGAAACUUUUAAUGUUGUGUUUUUUUUUUCUUCUCCAACUUGCAGUUCGCUUUAGUGGGAGAAGAAAGCGGAACUGCGUUAUGUUUGUCGCUUGCCGUUAGCGCCGUCGGUGGUGGGGAGCGUGAAAAGUUAAUUUAAAGUUCCCAGGGAGAGUGAGACGCUCGCGGCAGCGAACAGAACCGGUUAGUCCGCCUUACAUCUGUCCUUCCGAGCUAAUUUGAAACGAUUUGCACCAAGCAGGAACAGGAGCAAAACCAUGUUGGUUGUAGCUUUGGUUGGGUUUGGAAAUUUUUGAAGAAGUCUUUAGCUAAAUAGAGAUAAAAAGCGGUUUCCCCCCUGUACCCCUCCGCGGCUUUUGUUUUUUUGAAUGGUGGUGUGUUUGUCCUGCGUGACAGAGCCGAUUGUCAAGAAGUUGCAGCUGCAGAACACGCAAAUAUCGUUUCUGAUCCAGAUGGACUCGAGAUAACAGGCGCUGAAGUUCCAACCUCACCCUGAACUUCAGCCGCUCCUGGAGCCUUCAACGUCCAGCCAGAAUGGCAGAUCCCACAGAGAUGAGCGUCGAAAUGGAGGGGGCCGGCGUGACUGAGGUCAACACCUGCAGUUUGCAAAUAGACAGAAAAUAUGACAUCGUUCCUGCUGUCAUCUGCUCCAUGUGCUGCCUUUUCGGCAUCAUCUACUGCUUCUUUGGUUACCGCUGUUUCAAGGCCGUCAUGUUCCUGUCUGGUCUGAUGUUCGGCUCUGUCAUCAUCUUUCUGCUCUGCCACAAGGAGCACAUUCUGGACACUCAGCUGAGCGUGGAAGCCAGUGCAGGCAUCGGCCUGGGCAUCGGUCUCCUGUGCGGUCUGGUUACCAUGCUGGUGCGAAGCGUUGGCCUCUUCAUGACUGGCUUGCUUCUAGGACUCCUCCUUGCUCUUGCUGCUCUGCUGGUCACUCAACAGUUCUACACACCCACCACAGUCUGGGUGCCUCUGGGUGCUAUGCUGGGAGCAGGCAUGCUGUUCGCCGUGCUCACCCUGCAGUGGCAGAAGGUCUUCACCAUGAUCUCCACCGCUGUGUUCGGUGCAGCCAUCAUGACGGUGUGUGUCGAUUACUUUGUGGAGAUGCUGGCUUUGGCCAUUCACGUGUAUGACUGCCUGCGCCUCACUCCGGGACCAGCGCUGUGCUGGUACAGCUGGGUCAUUCUGGGCAUCUGGCCUGGUCUCAGCCUCAUAGGGGUCCUGGUCCAGUGGAAACUGACGGAAGACGGCUUCUCACACACCGAAGUUGUCAUCAGCCGAAGGCAGAAGAGAGUCCAGCUGAUGCGGAUUCGGGAGAAGGACACCAAGAAGCGACAGCAGGCAGGUGGGCAGGAAGGCACGUAUCGUCGUAAAGCCACUCCAGUCAAACGUUACGCUGGGGACCUACUGGCACCGAGCUACCUGCAAAGCUUGCGAGACAAACAGAUGGACACAGGCACUUCCCUUAGCAGCCUCGGGACCACAAACCAAACUGUGAUUGACUUGGACUUUGACACCGGUUCUACGGCUCCCCUCACAGCCACAACCCCAGUCGUCAGGGUCUGAGCGCCACACGGACACCAUGUUCUGCUGAACUCGUCCUCCUAGCCUAGCGUCGAGCCAAUAAAAUAGUUUAGAGUGUUUAGUGAAAUAAAAAAUUUCUCAUGAAGGAGAAGCAUCAACUCCAGUCAAACUAAAACCACUGCAGUCACAGUUUCUCAAAGAAACGCUGGUGAACAGCGAAGUAGGGUCUUCCACUAUGGUCCUCAUGUUUCAAAAACACAACAGCAAAUUUGAGCCUCAGAAACUGACAUUUCUGCCGUCAUGUUCGGCAUUACCUGUACUGUACUUCAGAGCUCGUCUUAUCAGCUGUCUUACUCUGUGUGCUCGUAGGCUUUAAGAACAUUUUACCUUGAAAAGGUGAAUUUUAUUUAGUGCAUUUUUACUUGUUUGUUAUAGUAUGAUGGAAAAGUGAAAUUUGGUCCAUGCUGUAGAUGAGAAGUUCUCAGCAGGAUCGCAGACCAUCCUGUUGUUUUUUUAAUGUAGCUUCUCUCAAAAUGCAAUCAAAUCUCUGUUGUGUAUGCUUGUGAAGUCUGUUUUUAAAGUGUAUAAUUUAAAUGACUAAGUAACUGGUAGUGUCUGCAAAAGUCUGUUCAUUUUUAGUUUGUUUUAAUAAUUUCCAAAUGUUGGAAUUUCAUAGGGACACACCUCUUGUUACCUGAACAUGUAAAUACCUGUUGAUAGACAUUUCAUAAAUAAAUACAUGUUUGAUAUGAAAAGGUC